This is a messenger RNA of Cladocopium goreaui, 900 nucleotides long. The record is from the annotation of a GenBank genome assembly. Lineage: Eukaryota; Dinophyceae; Suessiales; Symbiodiniaceae.
CUCACUUCUCGUACCUCGCCAUGGUGAAAGUCCGCCGGGUCUAUGUGGUGACCUCUAACCCCGAGCGCGUCCCGGAGUUCCAACGACUCCUGCAGCUCUACGGCAUCGAGGUGUGUCAUGCCAGCCCCUUCGGCUACCGCACCAAACGCGAUGGGCCCCAAGCGCUACUGCCCUUGGCUGAGAAACUCUUGGAACAGAACAACGAAAAGUUUUGGACCAAGUCUGUGAUGUACGAGCAGGUGCUUCUGCUCUGCCGUGGCACGGAGCAACACGCCGACGCGCCGGGCCGGGAGCUGGUGGAUGGUGAAGCGGUCACCGUGAGCGCGUCCUUGACUUGCUGGUCGUCGCAGAAGGGAGAGCAGGAGAAGGCUGGUCAGGUGGAGGUCUUCGUCUAUCGCCACGAGAUGGACGCCAAGAUUGACCUGUCGAAACGUCGGGAAGAUCGCAGUGGGGUCUUCAACUGGGAUGACGUGGUGGUGGAUUUGUACAGUGGCUUGUCUUACCAUGAGAAAAAACUCCAAGGCUUCAAGGUGUCGCCACGGGACAUGAUGCUCUCUCAGUACCUCCAGGAUCACGUGCACUACCGGCGGCGACGGCUCUGUCGUCACAACCACCUGGAGGUCAGCCGAGCGGUGGAUUUUGGCGACGGCUCUCCGGCGCUGAACUUCUUCAGAAAUCCCUAUCUCUUCCCGGAGACGGAGACCUCGACCUGCUCGUCCUCGUUCUUUCGCAGCGCCUUCGUUUCGGUGCUGAACCAGGGCCUGGUGCUGCGUGCGGCAAUGACGCGACGGGAAUUCAUCUAUUGGUUGCCGGGGCUCAACGCAGGCAUCCCCCUGGUGCCCAAGGACGAUGCCGUCCACGAGGCAACCUUCCAAGCCCAUGAUCUAGCGCACUUCUUGC